AUGGUUCUCUUAGGCGAUAUCUUUCCAAAUUUCUCUGCUAAUACUACUGAAGGUGAAAUAGAUUUUCACGAUUGGCUUGGUGAAUCAUGGGGUAUCCUUUUUUCUCAUCCUUCAGACUUUACGCCAGUGUGCACAACUGAGCUCGCAAGAGUGAUAACAUUACUACCAGAAUUUAUAAAACGCAAUGUUAAAGUUAUUGGUUUAUCAUGUGACACUAUUUCAUCACAUUCUGAAUGGUGUAAAGACAUCAAAAGUUAUGCAGGAUGCAAUGAUGAUAAAAAGUUUCCAUUUCCAAUAAUUGAAGACAAAGAUAGGCUUUUAGCUGCCAAACUGGGCAUGGUAGAUAAAGAUGAACUAGAUGCUUCUGGGAUGCCACUGACAGCUCGUGCUGUUUUUAUUAUAGAUCCUAAGAAAAAAUUUAGACUUUCCAUACUUUACCCAGCAACUACUGGCAGGAAUUUUGAUGAGAUUCUGCGUGUGUUAGACUCUCUCCAACUGACUGAUAAGGCUAAAGUUGCCACUCCAGUUGAUUGGAAGAUGGGCGAUGACUGCAUGGUUUUGCCGACCGUACCCGAAGACAGUGUAGACACAAUUUUUCCGCAGGGUGUCACAGUGGUUCCUCUACCAUCGGGAAAGAAGUAUCUCAGAAAAACUCCCUGUCCAAACGUGCUAUAA
Molecule: messenger RNA, 675 nt
Organism: Parnassius mnemosyne (clouded apollo)
Lineage: Eukaryota; Metazoa; Arthropoda; Insecta; Lepidoptera; Papilionidae
Source: the annotation of a GenBank genome assembly